Messenger RNA from Gilbertella persicaria, 1131 nucleotides. RefSeq lists its product as uncharacterized. The record is from RefSeq and is a predicted model, not a curated record. Lineage: Eukaryota; Fungi; Mucoromycota; Mucoromycetes; Mucorales; Choanephoraceae. The transcript has 3 exons. Bases 24 to 1019 code for a protein of 331 amino acids.
GCUCAUAUAUAUAGAUAUAAAAAAUGCGACAAAAAGUAAGGGUCUUUAUUCUUCUUUUCUUUCCCCCUCUUUUUCCCCUUCUAUUUAUAUUUCUUUUUUCUUUUGUAAUUCAUUUUUUUUUUAUCUUAUUUUAUUUUAUUUUUAUGAGCCAUACUAUGUCUUUAUCUGUUCAAGAUGACUAUUCUUCAUUUCACGACAGUUAUUCUCUUCGAGAUUCAUAUUCAUCGUUCGACUCAUCUCAACCACAACAACCCAGAAAAAUUUAUAAUGGUGAUAAAGAAACAAUGAUUAAACAACUAUACUAUCAAAUAGAACAACUGUCUUUAUCCAAUGCUCGGCUGGCAAGGGCCAAUCGAAUAUUGAAACUAGAAAGUGACCAAAUUGUAGAAGAAAGAACAUCACAACUCAAAAGGGCAUUGAGAAUGUCUGCCGAGCAAAAUAUUCGGUUACAACGGGCAAAUCGAUUAUUAAAAGAUGAAUAUAAAACCCAAACAGAAAAACUCAAUAGCUUCAAACAGGAUCAAAUUCGGCAAAUGAAAAAUGUGGGUCCUGAAUAUGAAUAUUUAGUUCAAGUUAUCAAUUUACUCUAUCGACAACUGGCUGGUAAAUCCAACUGUGAAUCCACUUGUUGCUUUACAGAGAAACCAGUUCAAAAUCAAGAAGAAGAGGAAGAAGAAAACAAGAAACAUGCCUGUAGACCCAUUGUCAAGUCACAUAUACCAGCUGGCAAUUUAGCAACAAUACUAGAACAAGAAAACAAUCAAUUAAGAGAAGGAAUGGAUGUGUUAAUAAAUGACAGAGAAAAACUAUAUCAAUUACUUAAAGACAAAGAGGAAGACAACGAAACACUAAAAUAUGAAUUAAAAGUAAAGGACGACAUUGUUAAACAGUUAGAGAAUGAUUUCGAAAAAAUGGAAUUAGAAGUGACCGAUUUACAAAAGGACUGGUGUUAUGGGAAGAAUCGUUCUCCAGACAGUUCAUUCUCUGAAUUGCAUUCUUUUCCGUCUGUACCUACUUGAUACCUUAUUGUAGUACCACAAUUUAUAUUAAAAUUUAAUGCGAAAAAUGAUUAUUUUCACUCGAAAUAAAAUGGCUACACGUUUUUGUAUGUAUAUGCACAAAGAAUUUUUU